ACAGAGCAACAUUAUCUGCCAGACUGCCACAAGUGAUACGUGCGCAUACAAGCCAUCGUUCGCCAGCCAGCCCCUUCGACCUCUCGCUCGCCGCCGGUGUGCACAUGGAGGAGGCCUUCAUGCUCUCGCCGGAGCUCCGGGACGUGCUGGCCAAGGUGGCCGUGUUCGUACUCGUGCAGGGGCUGGUCUACCUCAUCCUCAGCAAGUCCUCCAGCGUCUUCUCCAAGGACAAGACGCUCAGGUCCCCCAGCUUCCGGCCGAUGCGGUCUAUGAGCGUGCGCCGCGUCCUGGCGCCGCUCUCCGACGUCCCCGUCGGCACCGACGAGUCGGGCUCGGCGCCUUCGCCGUCGGAUUACUCGAGAUCGUGGUCGUCGCGCCGCUGGGGCAACCGCGAGGACUGAUUACUUCUGACCACACGGGGUACCUGCCUAGCUUGGUCGUUCUGAUGAACUGGACGUAACCGGUUUGCUGCUAUUGUGGUCUGUGAUUUGAGGAUGGUGUAUCUGAACUCUCCUGUAAAUAGAAUAGGUUGGUCUUGUAGAUAUGUGUUCGUUGAGUUGAAUUGGAGGAUGGAUUAUUUGAUUCUUUGCAGUUUGUAGUAUUCUGUUACUAGCUGUCAUCAGUACAGCAUAUGCCAAUAUAUCAAUACUGAAGUAUUCAAGUGAAACUUUGUGUGCA
Messenger RNA from Lolium rigidum, 678 nucleotides. RefSeq lists its product as uncharacterized. The transcript has a single exon. The coding region runs from base 105 to 401 and encodes 98 amino acids. NCBI's taxonomy places the organism in Eukaryota, Viridiplantae, Streptophyta, Magnoliopsida, Poales, Poaceae. The record is from RefSeq and is a predicted model, not a curated record.